Messenger RNA from Perkinsus marinus ATCC 50983, 939 nucleotides. RefSeq names its product amino acid transporter, putative. Gene Ontology annotation, biological process: amino acid transmembrane transport. The record is from RefSeq and is a predicted model, not a curated record. The annotation marks the transcript as partial. Lineage: Eukaryota; Perkinsozoa; Perkinsida; Perkinsidae. The transcript has a single exon. Gene Ontology annotation, molecular function: amino acid transmembrane transporter activity.
CUCUCACAUGGGCCGUCUCCUUUGGUAACGCCAUUCUCUCCUAUCAAAUGGCCAGUGCUACGCCCACCCUCAUUCGUGAGAUGAUCACACCUGCGGCUUUCCCUAAGGCAGCCUCUGCUGGUCUCCUUAUAGUCUUCGUCAUCUACGUUGGUGUCGGUGCCUGUGGCUACUACGGCUAUGGCAGGAGCCUCAUUGAAGUUCCUAUAAUGAACAGCAUCGCUCCGCCUGGCCAGCCGCUUGAUGUAUGGGGGUACAUUGCAGUGAUCGCCAUGCUUCUACUGGCCUUUCCUCAUUUCCUGGUCAUCCUCAUGCCGAUCGCCGCCUCUCUGGAGUACGCUUUCAAUAUCGAUGUUGACAGCACGGCGAAGCGCGAUCUCAUCAAGAGAAUCAUCGCUCGCACCUUCCUGGUUGGAAUCGCCCUGGUCAUUGCAAUUGUUGUCCCCAGUGUUGACAAGCUCAUUAAUCUCAUGGGUGUGUUUACCAUGAUAGCUAUGGCUGGAGUCCUCCCUGCCUUGUUCUAUACUAGAAUACGUGUAUUCAACGAGGGAUCAUUGAAGGCUAUUUGGAAAGCAAGUCGACUCGAGAUGAGCCUUCUCGGUGCCCUCACUCUCCUCUGUCUGUUAAUAAUGGGAGCUGGCGGCUACCAAUCGAUUGUUGAUUUCUAAUCAUCGAUCGUUUUUGUCGCAGAAUCGGCUCCCGUUGUAUUAAGAAACGGGACGUUCUGUGGUAGUUCCGUUUAAAUGAUAUGAAGAUGGUAACUCGCCGUGCUGGCGACUAGAGCGGAGUAUAUCAUCACUCCUUCUCUCGUCUUCGUUCACUUCUGGAUGAUGCUUAGACUAACUGUUUAUACUAACACUACUCAGGUUUCAGUGUCUCUUAUCAAGUAGCGUCAGAAUAUGACGAUGCCGUGCGGGCACCAUCUAUGUUCCUUUCGACAAU